Aureobasidium melanogenum CBS 110374 is the source of this 1434-nucleotide messenger RNA. Its product is annotated as MFS general substrate transporter. Gene Ontology annotation, biological process: transmembrane transport. The coding region runs from base 1 to 1434 and encodes 477 amino acids. Gene Ontology annotation, molecular function: transmembrane transporter activity. The record is from RefSeq and is a predicted model, not a curated record. The transcript is spliced from 2 exons. Lineage: Eukaryota; Fungi; Ascomycota; Dothideomycetes; Dothideales; Saccotheciaceae.
AUGCAGAUUGUACCACCAGAGAAGGAAGAAGACAGUAAGAUUGUUACCUGGGAUGGUGAGAACGAUCCAAAGAGCCCGAAGAACAUGCCCGAGUUGCGUAAAUGGAUGAUUGUUGUCUCGAGUGGUCUGAUGACUUUCUGUGUGUCAUUUGCCAGUUCUGUGUUCUCGACCACGACUUUCGUAACAGCGAAACUGUUUGGUGUCAGCAGCGAGGUCAUGAUAUUGGGUCUUUCGCUAUACGUGCUUGGUUUUGCUUUUGGACCUUUGGUCUGGGGACCGCUGUCCGAAGCAUAUGGCCGCACUCGUCCUCUCUUUGCUGGAAUGAUCAUUUUCUGUAUCUUUCAGGUUCCCGUCGCUGUCGCUCAAAACCUGCAAACGAUCUUCAUCUGUAGAUUCCUUGGCGGAGUUGCUGGUGCCGCUCCUCUGGCGAUCGUCGGAGGCAUGUUCGUUGAUUUCAUGGAACCCAUCAACCGUGGUGUGGCUACAAGUGUCUUCGCCGGAGCAGUAUUUGCUGGGCCUGUAGCUGGACCUGUAGUUGGCUCCUUCAUCACAUAUAGCUAUCUCGGUUGGAGAUGGACUGCCUGGAUCACUCUCAUCAUGUCGGCUUUCUUCACCAUCGUCGCUUACCUAGUGACACCGGAGACUUACGAGCCUGUCUUGCUUGCGUGGAAGGCUGAGAAGCUCCGUCAUGAGACCAAGGACUGGGCCCUGCACUCCAAGAGCCAAGAGGAGCCCCUCAACCUCGACACUAUCAUCAACAAAUACCUCAUGAAGCCACUCCACAUGAUUGCCAAAGAGCCCAUCCUCAUCGUUCUGACAGUCUACAUGAGUCUCGUCUACGGUAUCCUGUACCUGACUUUCGAAGCCUAUCCUAUCAGUUUCGAAGAGGAUCGUGGUUGGUCUCCUGGUCUUGCCUCCCUACCAUUCAUCGCAAUUUUCAUCGGAGUUGUCCUCGCUUGCGCCAUCAUUGGAACCUUUAGCAAGACGUGGUAUGCCAAACGUCUCAUUGAAUCUGGCAAGCUGAAUCCCGAGGACAGACUCCCGCCAAUGAUUGCGGGUUCAGUGAUUCUACCCAUUGGUCUUUUCUGGUUCGCAUGGACGUCGCAUCCUGAUACUCAAUGGGCUGCCCAAGUGGUUUCAGGUAUCUUCAUUGGCCUGGGCAUCAUUCUGAUCUUCAUGAGCGGUGUCACAUACAUGGUCGAUGUGUACUUGCUCAAUGCCAAUAGUGCCAUUGCAGUCAACACAUUCAUCAGAUCUGGAGUAGCUGCUGGGUUCCCCAUGUUUGCAACCUACAUGUUUGAUGGAUUAGGUGUCGAUUGGGCGACAUCGUUGCUGGCAUUUGUCUGCAUUGCACUCAUUCCUUUCCCUCUUAUCUUCUGGUUCUACGGCAAGAAGAUUAGAAGCUUGAGCAAGUUUGCCUUUGACCUAAAUUAG